Molecule: messenger RNA, 945 nt
Organism: Colossoma macropomum (tambaqui)
Lineage: Eukaryota; Metazoa; Chordata; Actinopteri; Characiformes; Serrasalmidae
Product: odorant receptor 131-2-like
Exons: 1
Coding region: 1-945 (314 amino acids)
Biological process (GO): G protein-coupled receptor signaling pathway
Cellular component (GO): membrane
Molecular function (GO): G protein-coupled receptor activity
Source: RefSeq, a predicted model, not a curated record
AUGAACCUCUCAACGUACAGCAACAUCACCCAGACUAAAAUAAGGGACUCGCAUAUGAUAGCUGUGACCAAAAAUGUGAUUGUUGUGGCUUUAUACUUCUCCAUCAACUACAUUAACGGCACGCUGGUCCACACUUUCUUCAAGCAUGAGAUUUUUAACGAGAAUCCUCGAUACAUCCUCUUCAUCCAUAUGGUCAUCAACGACAUGAUUCAGCUAACAAUUGCAGUGUUGCUUAAUCUCAUUUCCUACAUCUUCUAUACAAUCAAUGUGUCUGUCUGUUGCAUCCUUGUCAUAACUGCAGUGUUCACCACCCUCAACACUCCAUUGAAUCUGGCCGGCAUGGCUGUGGAGCGCUACAUUGCUGUCUGUAACCCAUUACGCCACACACAGAUUUGUACUGUGCGCAGGACAUACAUCUUAAUUGGACUGAUCUGGGUCUUGGGUGCCAUCACCAUUUUUCCUGACCUGUUCUUUCUGUUAGCCACUGAGCCUUUAUCGUUAUUCCAUUCUACCAUAUACUGCAGUCGAGACACUGUGUUCCAACAUCCAUACCUGGUGGAGAAGAGAAAAUUCUUAUACCUGGUCUAUUUGUCUUUUGUAUGGUUCACUUUGGUCUACACCUACUUCAGGAUCAUGUUUACUGCCAAGGCCACCGGUGCAGAUGCCCGGAAGGCUCGAGAUACUAUCCUCCUGCAUGGCCUGCAGCUUCUGUUGUGCAUGUUAAUGUAUAUUGUCCCACUAGUCGAGAGUACGCUAAUUUCCCUCUUCCCCAUGCUUUUAAAUGACAUACGAUUCACAGGUUACAUCUUUGUCCAGAUUUUACCCAGGUUUAUAAGUCCUAUCGUGUACGGAUUGAGGGAUCAGAUGUUCUGUGCAUAUCUGAAAAAGCAUCUGUUGUGCGAUAAGCUGAAUGAAAAGAAUAAAAGGACAACACAAAGCUCCUAA